GUAGCGUCUGGGCGCCUCUUGUUUCUGCAAAGCAGAGCUCUGUUUGUUUGAAACGCCUUAUUUUAGUAAAUAACGUCAAACAUGUGUGUUAGAGACAGACCAGCCGGAACUUAACUCCACUUUUCUGCGAGUCUGAAGAAAUUUAAACGGCAAAACUCGACCGGGAGGAAGACAGUUUGCAUCUCGGGCCCGUUUCUGGAAACAUGGCGGAAAGUUUCUACAAGCUGGAGGAUGAAGCCUUUCCCAGCUUCCUCGGCAGGUCUCUGGACAACAGCAGCGGCCGCUCCACCCUGGGGAAUGUGAGCCUGGGUUCUGGUCCUGGUCUGCCUGUCGCUGCUUCCACGGUGGCUAAAAUUAGACCCCACAGCAGAGAUCCUGUGGAGGCUUCAUAUCUGGAGGGCAGAGAACAGGAUCUAGGGAAGUCACAGUCAUCAGUUGGAGAUCAUCCCAAAUUUUCCCUCGGCUUCAAAGAUUACUUAGAUAAUGCAGAUGACUACCUCACAACACACCGCCUGUCAGACAUGCUAGUUAAGAUCCAUCUAGAUGAGGGUACAUCCAGACCCCAAGGCUCUAAGGUCGGCCAUCUUCCCACCGAGGCGGGUUCAGUGUGUGGUCAGCCCACAGAGCUAGAAACAGAUCUUUCAACUGGCCGUCUGACAUUUACACAGUUGGACAACAUUAAGGCUUCAGCUGUUACAGCUGAGGAGGAUCGUUUGCAGACUAACAUCCCUGAAAGUGACGACUUCAGUGGAAGCAAUUCCAGCUUCCUGGCCAAUGAGAAGCUCAUGUCUGUGGACAACAUCAACAGUGAUGUCACAGAUGAUGACAUGGAUUUGAACAACCUGCCGGACGAUGAACUAGAGAUGUAUUUCAACAAACUGAUCCCUCCGGCAGCGCAGAGAGGCAGAGUGGAGGGCCAGGAGAUUCCUGUGAAAGGUGUUGGGGGUGCUGCAGAUGAUCCAUCAGAAUCCAGCUCUGAAGAGGCGCAGCAGCAAAGAUGCCAGUUCCUCCAUCACUAUGAUCAGACGGACUUCCGGAGGCCUGAUGUGCGUCUUGCUGCUACAGGUAUGGACUCAUGUCCAGCCAGCGAUGAGGACACUGAGGAUGAGCUGGAGACGGCCAGGAGGAACAGCGGCGUCACCAGGACACGGCUGUUGCCGAGCACGUCUAGACAGCUGGUUGGAGAAAGUAACCGUCCCAGUUUCAGACCAGGCUUAGAAGGGGGCAGUUCGGAUGACGAGGCCUCCUCUGGCGGUGGACCGUCACUGCUUCCUGGAAUUGGACACAGACGAUCCGCUGAAGGGCAGGUUAUCAGCUCUCCAGUUGCAGGGGAUGGAGGUGGAGGAGAUGGGAGCAGCGGCAGUGAGGAAACUGGAAAUAAUGGUGGAGUUUCUACCGUCCCAGUUCCAGUUAACCACGCCAUGACCACAUAUGAUGCCAUGCGAGGUCUGGGGAUUGUUGGCAGCAGUCCUCUGAGUGAGGAAGAGGUCGUAGACUUCACUGGUCUUCCUGAACAUGGGAGGAAUAAUCUUCCCAGAUUUUCAAAGAUGGGGGACCGUGUCGGCCCUGUAGGAACAGGUGAAGCCAGCUGCACUGCAGUGACAGCAGGGGGGCCUCAGAGACUUCCUGUCACCUGGAGUCAGAUGCCGGACAGACAGGAGCCACUGAUGCCGAACACUGACCAAGACCCCAGUGAGGAUGAGGCAGUAGAUGAGCCUGAUGGGGCCAGACACUCGUUGGGCCCCAGAGGAGGGCCCUGUGGCGAGAUGACAGCUGCUGAAGCAUCGGACGGUGCCAGUGUGGAUGAAAACCUUCUCUCCACAUCCCUGGAAGCAAAGUACUUUUCCCAGAGUUUCCACCAGGAUCAGGAGGACUUGGAUGACGGUUGGAACAACUGUCCAGACAACAUGGAGCUGGAGUUUCAGCAAGGAGCCAGUGGCAGUCAAAGUGUUGUUUACCAGAAUGAGGAGGGAAAGUGGGUCACUGACCUAGCUUAUUUUUCCAACUUUGAGAAAGAGCUUGAUGGGAAAGAAUCUGAGCACGAAGGCCAACUACAAAACGAGGACUUUGUACCUGCUAGUGAUGCUAUGGAGAAAAUAAUCAAGGAUCAAGAGGAGUUUGAGAAAGAGCAUCAGUUCAUGCAGGAGGAGGUGAUAGAACCAGCAGCAGGAAACGACACCACCUUCCAAAGCGACUCGUCAUGGAAGAUCCCUCCCAUCAGCCAUGUCCUGAUGAGGGCCUCCCAGGUGUCCUCGGAUGAAAGCUACCUGCGGCUUUCCUUAGGCCAGUUUUUUGGACAGCGUUCCGAAGCCCUCGGCUGUUUGGGUGGAACCGACGGGGAUGACAUCAAACGGCCUUCCUUUGGUUACUUCAUCACCUCACCGGAGAAGAGGGAACCUUUUCCACUUAUCAAGCCUGCAGAGUUCUCCUUUGGAGGAAACUCUCCUCGCAAUGUCACGAUAGAACUUGGUGAAGUAGAUAAAACACUCCACCCAGAUGAUUUGGACAGAACUCUCAAUGCUCCAGGUGAAAGGUUGUCACCAAAAGGAGAUACUGAUCCAGAACCCUGUAAAACUGAGUUUCAGGACCAAAAGAGAGCCUCCAUCCCUGAACCUUCUCCGGGAUCAGGAUCAAAUUCAAGCAACGCAAACCAAACUUCUCCGAACGAGAGCAGUCCACUGAUGCUCAGCAUCAGCACAAUCGCUUCAGCCAUCGCCAAUGCCUCCAUCAGCAACGACCCGUCGCAGCUGGCUGCUAUGAUUGUGGAUCUGUCUAAGAAAAACAGAGCUAGGAAUCGUCCCACAUCCGACGCCUCCAACAAACAGGGACCUAGCUCAACUCAGCAUAUCCCCUCUGCUCCAGAUCAGAGCUCUAUCACAGACAUUCUGCAGAGAAGCGUCUGUGUCGGAGAGACAAGCGCCUUUGACAUUGAGAAAUACCUGAAGAAGACCAACAUGUCCAGCACCAGCGACUCGUCUGACGCGUGCACCACCUUUGACUUGAGCAGAUGGGCUGAUGGUCUGAGCAGCUCUGAGAGGAACCCACCGGCAGACCAUCCCACAAAACAGGAUGACGUGACUCCAGAGAUCACUCCACCCUCCAGAACUGAGAAAGACGGCAGAGGAAAGAUUCCAGUCAUGAACACGAGCUCCUCUGCCGUUCCGUUUUCUAACGUAGCAGCCGAUGUUGAUGAACCUAAAAUCAGCUCCAUUCCUCGUCCUUGUGCAUCUUUCAGCUCCGUCAGUCAUACUGGAGACUCAGGACAGUAUACCCCUCCCCAUUGUUCCACAGAUAAACACACAGCUGCCUUUUCCUCACAGGUUUCUAACUCUACAACCAGAACCUCAACAAAAACUGGGGAGCUGGAAGAAUUGAACCCCAGAACAAACAUCAGGUCUUCAGAAUCAUCUAAGAAUGAUAGAAACUUUCCCAGAACGUCCCAAAGCUGGAGGAAGUCCCAGUCAGGCUUGCCUGUUCUGAAAGCUUCGAGCCAAAGGCUGAGAAGUGCAGGACAGGAACGGCAGCACAGGCCAAAAGAUUCCCCGGAGAAGAACAAGCCGGGAAAUGUAACUGCUUCAGCUCCUUCUGACGCACAGAGAAGUUUUCCUGACGCGGGUGUGGAGGAGACUCAGAACUUCAGACCGUCCACCUCCCCGCUCACCCACUCCUCUCCAAGUCAGACCUCUAUUCCCGCUGCCGAUGGGUUGGGUUCGCCCUCCUCACCCAACGGCAGGCCGGCAGACAGACAUCCAGGUCAUGACCUCUCGCCUGAGUCCACCUGCUCCAGUCCCAGCCUCAGCAGGCUCACAUACAUCUCAAUAAAUGAUGGAACUGUUGUGCCCACACCUGAGCACCAAAAGAGGGAAUCUUCUAUGGGACUGAGCACCACCAUCAUCAGAUUCAGUCCCACUCCACCGUUGGAACCAGAUCUACAAACCAACCUGAACUCUAUGGGCCUUUCUAAAAGUCUUGAUAAUGUGCAGCCUCAGCACUCUAAAAGCCUGGACCCUCUACCGGCCCCCCAGGGAAAAAGCCCUGAGGUCCCACGCAACGGUUCAGCUCUUAGCUGCACCCGCAGCCAGAGCGAAUGUGUCUACCCCCCUCCUGGGGACGCUUUACCUGGAUUCACAGGCGACGGGAAUCUGUCUGAUAUCAGAACAAAGAAGCUGACUAAAGUGGACUCAGGUUAUAACAGCAAUCUGAACAUCCAGCAAACUGGCAGCUCUGUAGCUCCUACAGCAUGCCAGCAGUGGGGAGCGGCGCCAUCUGUGUCGUCAUCGCUUUAUGGUGGCGGCCUCGGCAUGCCGCCUCCUUAUACUCUACAGAGGCUUCAGUACGUCCAGAUGCCAAGUUUAAAGCCGCAGUUCCCAGGGAUGGUGGAUCUUCCUCACAAAGGAGAUGUUCAGUCCCUCCUCAGCGGACGCUCUCUUGUUAGCCCCCAGUUAUCUUUACAGUGUUUGGGAUCUGAACCUCAGUCACAUUCUGGAGCUUAUUGUAUGGGACCAGGAAACAGCCUUUUCAGCGUCUCCUCUACAGGUCCUCUUGGCGUUCCAGGAACUGGACCUCAUCAGCUCAACAUACCACUUCAGAGUCAACAUGAAAUGGCAAUAAUGGGGAAACCGUAUCGUCUUUAUGGUGGAGAAUCUAUGCUGAAUGGUCUGGAGGAACUGAGAGGGCAAGUGGUGGUUCCAGAGGAGCUUCGGUUCCCUCAUGCCUGCUGCGUCGGCAUCGCCUCUCAGACCUCCCUCAGUCUCUUCAAUCCGUCGGAAAGAUGGCAGCAGGUCUCCAUCAGCGUCAGCAGUCUGGCCAUAGACGGGGAGAAGGUGGAGAGCUUACCUUACCACUGGCUGAUGGUGAAGAACAAGACCAUUAUUGGCCCUAAAAGUACAGAGGAGCAGAAAGUGUUGUUUGUCCCUCCGCAGCCUGGAGUCUACCAGUGUGUCCUCAGUGUUUGCUCCUGGCCUGCCUCGGCUGAGCCAGAGCUGGCUGCCAGAGCAGACAUCUUCGCCAAAAGAGUGAUGCUUGUUGCAGUAGCAGAGAACCCAGCACUGGAGAUUGACGCUGGUAAAUCUGGCUGUUUGGACUUUGGAGACCUACCAGGAGGCAGCGCUAAAUCACUACCUCUGAGACUGCUCAACAGAACACAUGCUACAGUACCCGUCCGCCUGGUGAUCAGUGCUAACGCCGCAGCAUGGCGAUGCUUUACCUUGUCCAAGGACCCUGUUGGCCUGACGGCUGAGGCUACGCAGCAGGGUGGACCCAUGGCGUCGGUAGGCUCUCCCUCGGUGAUGAAUCAUGUGAUGCAUGCCAGCUUCACAGAGAAACCAGAAAGCUUCAUGGUCUGGGUCCAUUUCAAGGCUCCUCAGAAGUUCAUAACCUCUUCAGGAGAUCUCGGCCCAGCUGAUGAGUACAGUGCUCGGGUGGACAUCGAGGUGGACUCUCCGGGUCCUAGUCGUGUUAUUAGAAGUGUUCCCCUGAAGGCCAAGUGUGGAACAGCAAGAGUUCACGCUCCUAAGGAUCUGCAGACUGUGAGCCUUUUUGCUCCUGUGGGUCAAUGUAGUGAGCAGACUCUGCCAUUAAAGAAUGCAGGAAACAUCGACGUUCAGCUGAAUCUUAAGAUCGGUGACAACAGUGAAAGCUUUUCAGUGACUCCUGAGGAUCUGUUCCUGAGGGUCGGGGAGGAGCAGGCAGUUACGGUUUCAUUUAAAGCACAGAACAGCAGGAAGCGUAAAGAAAGCCUUCUGACGGUGCUGGUUAUGCCGUCAGGCCCCCAGUAUGAGAUGACCCUGAAAGGAGAAAUGGUUCCUUCUGACGCUGGAAAACCCGUGCCUCCCUCACUGACCAGUGACAUCCCACCAAUCCUCUCCAAUAAGCAGUUCUUGGCCUGGGGAGGGGUCACCCUGGGACGAGCUGUGCAACAGAAGCUUGUUCUAAGAAAUGACUCGACUAGCAGCACACAGCAGCUACGCCUGCUGAUCAGAGGUCAGGACCAGGACUGCUUUCAGCUCCAAAGCAUGUUCAGUCCUGAAGAGUGUUUAACCCGACAUGGAGAACUGUCCAUUCGACCCAGGGAGGAUGUAACCGUCCACCUGCUCUUUGCUCCGACCAGGGUGGCCUGCAUGUUGGCCAAGCUGGAGGUGAAGCAGUCCGGGGUUCGGUCUUCACAACCAGGAGUUAAAUUCAUUAUUCCUCUGUCUGGCUAUGGCGGCACAAGUAACAUCAUCCUGGAGGACCAGAGGAAAUAUGGCGAUGGCUAUGUGGCGACUUUGUCUGAUGUGGCUGUUGGCUGUGUCAGCAAAGUUUGCCUGUGUGUGAGGAACACGGGCUCUAGAGCAGCCUUUGUCAAAGCUGUGGCUUUCUCCGACAUCCCGAGCCGAUCACUCAUGCCGGCCUCUGUCAUGAGUCUGGCUCCCUCCCAGUUUGUACUGCAGGAAAGGACGCAAGAGGUGAUCACAGUUCUAAUGAAGUCCAGCAAAAGAGAAACGAGUCUGUCUGAGUCGGGGUCUGACCCCUUGGCCACCGUCUGUCUGUUUUGUGGAGAUGAGGUCUCCAGGCAGCAGUACAGGAGAUUGCUUCAGACAAAACCAGAGGCUGGGAGGAGGGCCUUGUCUGAGAACAGUCUGCUGAAAAACAUUGAUUUCAGCGAAAGCUUCCUGGGAGAGGAAAGUGUUAAAGAAGCUUAUGACCUUCCCCUGCGGCCCAACGAGGCACAUAUAUUCUACAGCAACAUGAGCAAAGUGUUUGUAACGCUGCUGGGGAGAACAAAGGGCUCAAACGCCGAUCAGAGCGAGCUGACCUCUGACAGACACUGUUAUCAGACCAAGAGCGGUUUUCCUCAUGGCAGCGUGUCCCUGGAUGUGCUGCCAGUGAAAGGUCCACAGGGUCCCGCCCUCAGAGUUACUCCACCCUCUUCAAAGGCUUCUGAACCAGAACACAGACGGUCCGAGUCGUGGAUCAUCCACCCGCAGCAGCUCGUCCUCGCAGCUCCAACCAUCAAUGGUCCGUCCAGCACCAGCCAGGUCCAGAUUCGGAACAACACCUCCAGAGAGUUGACCUUUGACCUUUCAUGGCCGGCUCACUGCCUCACCAUCACCCCACAGCACGGAGUCAUUGAGCCUCAAUGCCAGCUGCAGAUUUUGAUCAGCCCCAACCCCUCGCUAGCCACGAAGUCUGCCCUGCUGCCGUGGAGCGGACAGAUUUAUGUCCAGUGUGACGGACAACAGAAGCUCAUUAAGGUCCAGAUUCGCCGGGACUUGGCUCUGGACGUGUCGGCAGUGCCAACUGAUACCUCUUUGUCCGCCCUGCCGCCUCAGGCUGCUACUCCUGUGCUGCCUGUAGUGCGACCCGCCACCAAGCCGUCAGUGACCCCACAGGACCUUCCCAGCCUGGUGGAAAUUAGCAACAAGACCGUCACCUUUCCAACCACUCCUUUAGGAGAAACAUCAGGUGGAGAAGUUUCUAUUAGCAACCUUGAAUUGCUGAAUGUAAAACUAUAUCGAGAGGUUCAUUUUCUUAUUGCUCUUAAGGGAGUCGAUGACAGUGAGGAGGUCUACCGGGCCACAUACACGGCUUUCAGAUGUUCCAGGGUGUCGGGGACCCUAGGGGCCCGUGAGAAGAUGCAUGUACCCGUUACAUUCCUCCCCCGAGACAGAGGGACCUACGUUCAGUUCUGGGACAUGGAGUGCCACCCGGUGUCUGAGCCUCAGCAAAAAUCCACCAUCCGCUUUCAGCUCUCAGGAUCUGGAGUGAAAUCUGGAGCAAUGGAAGGACCACAGGAAGGAAACUGUUCUCUGGUGAGAACAGAAACCACAGCGAGGAGAGCAAAGAUGUCUGGCCUGGAGGAAGGAGUGCAUAGGGGUGUUUAUUCCCCCCAGGAUCUGUACACCUUCCCAGACACGCGUGUGGGGGAGUCCAGUACGCUGAAGGUCAACAUCCGGAACAGCUCCUCCGACACGCAUGAGCUGAGGUUUGUAAAACCUAAAGAGCCCUUCCACAUGAAGUAUUUCGAGUAUUCCCUAAGAUCCCAGCAUUAUGUCAGACUACCUGUCCAAUUCAAGCCCACUACAGCCGGGAAACAUGACGGCCUGCUGCUCAUCCAGUCAGAGUCAAGUGGGAGUCUGGUGGUCCAGCUGAGUGGUGAAGCAUUGCCUUGAAGACGCGCUGCUGUUGGACGGGACACAUGAGAACGAGGACGACCAAAACCAAGCCUGGAUUUUACUCAUUUUUGUAAAACUAUGAAUGUAGACCUUGAGGGAAUGAGUGAAGAUGUCCUCAUAGCUCUGCUAUCCUCAGCCUGAAGCAGAAUGAUGGAACGUAUCCAGCUUCUCAGUCUGUAGCCCAGGGGGGCUCUGAGGAGGGCUGGGUUCUGUUCCCUCUCCCCCUCAGCUAUGGCUGCUUCCUCAGCCUCUGUCAGACAGCAGCAGUACCAGCUGAGAUCCAGUUGGCAUUACUAACACUUUUUCACGUCUGGCAAGACGGCAGCAAAAAUCCAGUCUUAGAGAAGCUGCUUUGUGUUGAUUUGUUGUGAAAAGCAGACAUGGAAACGAUUUUAAAUGAAGUAUGCUGAAAUUAAAGUGUAAGAGAUUUAGUAUUUAUGUGGAUUUUUAUUUUACAUGUCUGCUUUAUUUUGGUGUACACUUAAUAUUAUUAUUAUUUUUUAGAUAUUUUGUACUAAUGUUGUUUCUAUGGAAAUGUCUCCUUUUCACUAAAAAGCCCACCUGAGCCGUAACCUUUGUCUGGCCCAAUAUGCAGUCCUCCCUGCGACCCUAACCUGUUCAGAUGCAUCUAAUUUUGUGAAGGCAGCACCCACAGGAUGGUUAAUGCUAAAUCAGUUCAAUGAGGAGGGAGGUCUGCUUCAGCAUCUUGCCUAGUCUCCAUGUAAUGGUUGCCAUGGCAAAAUGGGAUCAAUGGCUCUUUAAGGCAAAGAAGAUUUCAUCCAUUUUUGGCUCAAAGACAAGUUGCCUAAAAAGCUUGAGAGGAAAUUUGAGCUCCUUCUUUGAGUUCUGGGGCUGGAUUGUUGGGGGGGGCAGGUUCCCAAACUACAUCAAGCCAACGUUGUUAACUUGUUAGACAGUAAACACUUUGGCAGCAGAACACUAAUGUUGGACAUCAUUCACCUGCAUUGCUAGUUUUUUGUUGUUGUUUUGUUUUGUUUUGUUUUUUGUUUUUUUAUGGAGUCAUAUUAGUGUCAAAAGUUUCUAAGCAGAGUUCUCAAAUCUAAGAGUGUCUAUUUGCACUAUUUUAUGUAAUGUAAUUUAUGUGUACACAUUUUUAAUAAAG
This is a messenger RNA of Cyprinodon variegatus (sheepshead minnow), 9279 nucleotides long. RefSeq names its product centrosomal protein 192kDa (gene cep192). NCBI's taxonomy places the organism in Eukaryota, Metazoa, Chordata, Actinopteri, Cyprinodontiformes, Cyprinodontidae. The record is from RefSeq and is a predicted model, not a curated record. The transcript has 50 exons. Gene Ontology annotation, molecular function: protein kinase binding. Bases 204 to 8153 code for a protein of 2649 amino acids. Gene Ontology annotation, cellular component: cytoplasm; centriole; pericentriolar material. Gene Ontology annotation, biological process: mitotic spindle assembly; centrosome duplication; centrosome-templated microtubule nucleation.